AUGGCUUCCGCUCCCCAGAACUACUACGAGCUGUACCGCCGAAGCAGUGUCGGCGUCGCUCUCACAGACACUCUAGAUGAUCUGAUUCAAGACCACCGCAUCGACCCUCAGCUGGCGAUGAAGAUCCUGGCCAACUUCGACCGGGCCAUUACGGAAGUUCUGCAGGAGAAGGUUCGCUCGCGAUUGACUUUCAAGGGCAGUCUCGAUACAUACCGAUUCUGCGACGAAGUUUGGACUUUUCAGCUCAAGAACGUAACUUUCAAAAUGGACAAUGGACAGAACAAUGUCCAAGCUGACAAGGUUAAGAUUGUGUCCUGCACCGCCAAGCCUACAGGCACCUAG
Molecule: messenger RNA, 342 nt
Organism: Pestalotiopsis fici W106-1
Lineage: Eukaryota; Fungi; Ascomycota; Sordariomycetes; Amphisphaeriales; Sporocadaceae
Product: Transcription initiation factor IIA subunit 2
Exons: 3
Coding region: 1-342 (113 amino acids)
Biological process (GO): transcription initiation at RNA polymerase II promoter; RNA polymerase II preinitiation complex assembly
Cellular component (GO): transcription factor TFIIA complex
Molecular function (GO): RNA polymerase II general transcription initiation factor activity; TBP-class protein binding
Source: RefSeq, a predicted model, not a curated record